AUGCUGCCGACCAUUCCCUCUUCUCCGACUCUCACUCACAGAAAUGACAUCAAGAAGCGAAUAAAGAAAGCACAACGGGACGCCGUGCUCGACUUGGUCAACUCAACAAUCGACACUUUUCUUUCGAAGCCAUGUAACGAACCUCAAGUGCUUUCCAUACGUGUGCCUGAAAUCAGCAUCACCGUAGCCGAACUAACACCAGACGAGGCUUCAAUGAUGGUGAACAACCCUCAUUACAACAAGAUGCUUGAAGCAGCAGAGAACAAAAAGCGAGUUCAUGCAGCGUGCGCUGCAGCCAGGCAAUUUCUCGUCGAG
Messenger RNA from Ostertagia ostertagi, 315 nucleotides. The record is from the annotation of a GenBank genome assembly. NCBI's taxonomy places the organism in Eukaryota, Metazoa, Nematoda, Chromadorea, Rhabditida, Trichostrongylidae.